This is a messenger RNA of Rhipicephalus sanguineus (brown dog tick), 1932 nucleotides long. RefSeq names its product E3 ubiquitin-protein ligase Siah1-like. Gene Ontology annotation, biological process: proteasome-mediated ubiquitin-dependent protein catabolic process; multicellular organism development. Gene Ontology annotation, cellular component: cytoplasm. Bases 172 to 957 code for a protein of 261 amino acids. Lineage: Eukaryota; Metazoa; Arthropoda; Arachnida; Ixodida; Ixodidae. The record is from RefSeq and is a predicted model, not a curated record. The transcript has 4 exons. Gene Ontology annotation, molecular function: zinc ion binding; ubiquitin conjugating enzyme binding; ubiquitin protein ligase activity.
AACGUGACCACGUGUCGAGGUGACCACUUGUCGAGGUGACCACGUGUCGAGGUGAACCUGUGUCCAGCACCCGUGAGUCAAGGUUGUAAGGGGAGGUCUACCCGCCAGGCCACACUGCUAGAGACCAAACGGGCGGGACCGAGAGCUGCGACGGCGUUCGGGCAACUCGUGAUGGAGCCACUGCACAAUGUCUCCGAGGACAGCAUGCUCAGCCUGUUCGAGUGCCCCGUGUGUUCGGACAGCGUGCUGCCGCCCAUUGUGCAGUGUCGCAACGGCCACCUGGUGUGUUCCAGCUGCAGGGAGAACGUGGACACGUGUCCCGUCUGUAGGGAACAGUUGGACGAUAUCCGAAACCUCGCCCUAGAAAGAAUUGCCGAGAAGGUCAAGUUUCCCUGCAAGUUCGUGUCAUCGGGUUGUACGUUCAUGCUCUCGGCGGCUGACAAGCUCAGGCAUCAGGCGAUAUGCCGCUUUAGGUCCUUUAGAUGUCCAUACCCAAGCGGCAAGUGCCAGUGGCAAGGAAGUGCGAACGAAGUGAAACAUCACCUCGUCAAUUCGCACCCAUUCGUUAAGACGUUCACAGGCAAGGAGAUGAUGCUGUGCGUGCAAGCCAACGGCGCGGACGCCAUCUCCUACUGGAUGCAGCUGCAGCAAUGUUUCGGUCGCGAUUUCCUGGUAGUCCUUCGUCGACGUCCAAUAGACGACGAGAGGUGGCGUUACUGCGCCGUCGUUCAGAUGAUCGACCCGGACGACAAGGCGGCUAACACGUUCGCCUACCACGUGGAGUUCCACGGUCUCGACGGCGAGCACGCGCACCAGGGCAUGCCGCUCGGCAUCGAGGACAGCGUCACGGUUGCCCUGGACAACGGCGACUGCCUCGAGUUCGUCAUCAGCAACGAUCAGAUUGAGCUGUGUGGCGGAGUGGUGCGCAUCAAGUCGACCGUUGUGCACCUCUCGUGACAUCGUUGGCCGUACGUCGAUCGAAGCUCAAGCCACGGGGUUCGCCACUCCCGAUCACACCAUUGACUUCUUCACUGGCGUGACCAAUCGUUCUGGUGUGUUAACCGUGCUGUGAAGUGUAGUGUUUACAGCGCGAGUGCUGCGGAGAAGGUACAGGUGUGAGCCGUUCGCGAUUGGGCGAACACCCUCGUGGCCACAUGACUGACUGAUUGGUGUGACGCGGUAUGGUGUUGUAUUGUGUGAUGUGGUGUGGUGUUUCAAUAGCGAGCGAGUGCUACGGAGUACGUUCCUAUUUGCGCCUGUGAUGUUUGGCGAACACCUUUCUGGUUGCAUGAUUGAUGACUUCGUUGUGAUGUACUGGUUUUUUCUGUUAGAUAACGAGCGGUGCAGUGUAAUGUUUAAAGAGUGAGCGCUACGGAGAUGUGAUUUGCCACCUCUGGCGAUAGAACACUUCUGAGCACAUGAUUUGCUUCCUUGACUUGCCCUGCCAUUGUUACGCUUCAGGGUGAUGCAAUGAAUAGUCCUCCUGUGAAAGUGCUCCGCAGAACGUUGCAUUUUGCACCCCUGCAGAUGAAGAAUGUUCGAAGUGUGAACCUGUCAAUCAAUGCUUGUGAUGCCGUGAGGUGGUGCUUCAGAUUGCAUGCCGGCACAAGAGAACACUCUGGCUCCCUGUUGACACAAGUGACGCAGAUGCGUCGCGAUACGGUGGUCAGUGAGAUCGAACAUUUCGCAUAAGUGACGCUAAAAAAAAAGAUAGUGUGAUAAUGCAAAUGUGCAGUGCAACAAGUGAUGUGAGAAAGCGUGAAUGACGCCACGCUGACGAGAUCGUUCUUAGCGACGAGUUUUGGAAAGCAAGCAACGGACGCAACGGUGCGAUGUAGUGCUUCUAAUGGUGUUUUGCCGUUAUUUUAUUCUUUUUCCUAAAGUGUUUAGUGUUUUAUUGUGUUCUACAAACCAAAAAUAAAGUGCCUGCAG